AUGACGCGCGCCGCCGGCAUCGCCGACCUGCGGCGGCAGUUCCAUGCCUCGGAGCCGGAGGCGACGCUGCUCUACGAAUGGAACACCGGCGAGCCGAUCGUCCCGCGGCAGGGCGGGGACGGCUUCUGCCACUGGCUGCGCGACCGGCGCUGCUCGGUCUACACCGGCCGGCCGCUGAUCUGCUCCUUCUACCUGUGCAACUUCGGCGACCGGCUGUCGGCGCUGUUCGACGCGAUCGUGCGGCAGGGCGUGUGGCACAGCUAUGUCGCGGUGGGCUGGAUCGAUAGCGGCCUCGUCGCGCACAAUCCGUUCGUAUCGGUCAACGACCCGACACGGGCGUUGCUGGGGGGGCGUUCGACGUCGACGUCUCGCCACUCCUGGAGCGAAUGGCCGAUACGUGGUAGGCGUCUGGAAGCGCGAACGGACAAGGGUUGUUCCCACAUGACAUACGUUGCGACGCGUGCUUUGGCUCUGCUUCGAACUGGCGUUGCGGAUUCAGACGCAGAGUUCCGAACCGGCCAGGAAGAGGCCAUCCGGCACGUGGUGGAGGCGAACGGACGACUAUUGGUGGUCCAGAAGACCGGGUGGGGCAAGAGCUUCGUCUAUUUCAUUGCGACGAAACUGUUGCGCGAGCAGGGCAUGGGCCCCGCUUUGCUCGUCAGCCCAUUGCUGGCGCUGAUGAGAAACCAGAUCGACGCGGCGCAACGGAUGGGUGUCAGGGCCGAGACGAUCAAUUCGGACAACCAGCAAGGUUGGCGGGAGGUUGAGGCCUCAAUGCGCCGUAACGAGGUGGACAUACUACUCGUUUCCCCCGAACGGUUCGCCAACGAACGCUUCCGUGACGAGGUGUUGGCGGAAAUCGCCGACCGGAUCGCUCUGAUCGUGAUCGAUGAAGCGCACUGCAUCUCCGACUGGGGACAUGACUUCCGUCCCCACUAUCGGCUGAUCGAGCGCAUGCUUCAUAUAUUACCCCCCAACCUCCGGUUGCUGGCGACCACGGCGACGGCGAACGAUCGUGUGCUGCAGGACUUGGCGGAAAUUCUCGGUCCGAACCUGGAGAUCUCACGUGGCGACCUCAGCCGUUCGUCGCUCGCCUUGCAGACCAUUCGUAUGUCGAGUCAGGCCGAGCGGCUCGCUUGGUUGGCCGACCAGAUUCCGAAGUUUCCAGGCAGCGGGAUCGUGUACACUCUCACGGUUCGCGACGCUGAGCAGGUAGCCGGAUGGCUCAAGACUCGCGGAAUCGACGUGGAGGCCUACACCGGAAGGACGGGGGAUGGGCGGGCGGAGCUGGAACAGGCGUUGCUCGACAACAAACUCAAGGCGCUGGUGGCGACGACGGCGCUGGGUAUGGGGUUCGACAAGCCGGACCUCACCUUCGUCGUCCAUUACCAGACGCCGGGUUCCGUGGUCGCCUACUAUCAGCAGGUGGGGCGUGCCGGGCGGGCGCUGGAUGCCGCCUACGGAGUGCUGCUUAGCGGUGCCGAGGAGAUCGAGAUUACCGAUUACUUCAUAGAGAGCGCCUUUCCAACACGUGAUCAGGUCGCAGCGGUUCUCAGAGCGUUGGAGGCGGCACCCGAGGGUUUGUCGAUUCGCGAGUUGGAAUCGAAGGUUAAUGUCAGCAACGGCCGGAUACUGAAGACGAUUCAGCUACUCUCGCUGGAAUCGCCGGAGCACCGGUCGCAACGCUUGAUGGUAAGUGGCAGCUCACGGCUGUGA
Messenger RNA from Geodia barretti, 1716 nucleotides. The record is from the annotation of a GenBank genome assembly. NCBI's taxonomy places the organism in Eukaryota, Metazoa, Porifera, Demospongiae, Tetractinellida, Geodiidae.